Paralichthys olivaceus (Japanese flounder) is the source of this 1633-nucleotide messenger RNA. The record is from RefSeq and is a predicted model, not a curated record. NCBI's taxonomy places the organism in Eukaryota, Metazoa, Chordata, Actinopteri, Pleuronectiformes, Paralichthyidae.
AUGCUUGACCUUUACUCCAAACUGUGGGUUUAUGAACUGUUGCUAAAUCUUUCUCUAAUCGUUUUCAGGUCUCAGUUUGCCUUGAAUUUUCUGGACCCAUCGUUCAUCCCGUUAACCAAUGCACUAAACGAAGAGCUUCAAGGAAAAUCGUCCAAGUGGAGGUUCAACAAGACGGCUUUUUCUCGGCUGAGGAAAGAUAUCUUCAGCUACAUCGACAUUCCCAACAACUUCUCCCUCACAAAGAACAGUGUGCGUGUUGGACAGCUGAUGCACUUUGACUACUCCAGCCACAAGUACGUUUUCUCCAUCAGCAACAACUUCAAAUCCCUGCUCCCAGACGCCUCUCCCGUCCUCAACAAGCACUACAGUGUGUGUGCUGUGGUGGGAAACAGCGGAAUCCUGACCGGCAGCCACUGCGGCCCAGAAAUCGACCAGGCCGACUUCGUCUUCCGCUGCAACUUCGCCCCCACGGAGGUCUACUCCAAAGACGUGGGCAGGAAGACCAACCUGACCACCUUUAACCCCAGCAUCCUGGAGAGGUACUACAACAACCUGCUGACCAUCCAAGACAGGAAUAACUUCUUCCUCAACCUGAAGAAGCUUGAGGGCGCCAUCCUGUGGAUCCCGGCCUUCUUCCUCCAUACCUCAGCCACAGUGACCAGGACCCUGGUGGACUUCUUUGUGGAGCACAAGGGUCAACUGAAGGUCAAACUGGCCUGGCCUGGGAACAUCAUGCAUGAUGUCAACAAAUACUGGAAGACUAAAAACCUCUCUCCCAAACGUCUCAGCACUGGAAUCCUCAUGUACACGCUGGCUUACGCCAUGUGUGAUGAGAUCCACCUCUACGGCUUCUGGCCCUUCGGCUGGGACCCCAACACAGGCAAGGAUCUGCCUUACCACUACUACGACAAGAAAGGGACCAAAUUCACCACCAAGUGGCAGGAGACCCACCAGCUGCCCAGCGAGUUCAAGCUGCUCUACAAGCUCCACAGGGAAGGUGUGACCAAGCUCAGCCUGACACACUGCACAGCUUAGACAUAGUGUUGGGUGUUUUCAGAGUCGACUCCAGAGGCCGUGACCCAGAUACAUCAGCUCAGUUCAGACUUCUGUUGUGUCCCACAAUGCAUGAUAAGUGUUGACGACAUUCACGACACAUUCAUCCUACAAACACACGCUGUAGUUUCACAUGAAGAUGUCAGACUCACCCCGGACGUAGCUCACACACUCAUUCAGGAUGUGGUUGCGUUCAGUACGGUUAGGAUUUUUUUUAUGCUGCUCACUUGCCUUCAUUACUCUCCUUUGCAUGUCUGCUGGCUGUGGCUUAACAGCUCGAACAGAGCAGAAGUCUAUUGUAACUGGAGUCUGCAGGGGAUUUAGCUGUAGAGUCAGAAAUAGUCAAAUCAUCCAGUUGUGUUUAAUUCAGUAUUGACUGAUUAAUCGCCUAUUACAACAGUACACUGAUUCUGAAAAUCAAUACAUGGAAAUCACUGCCUAAUCUCAGGGAAGGAGUUAGAUCAGUGUUUUUUUGUAAUCAGAUUCAACGCCUCAGAGAGGUGCCGUUUCCUGUUUUCAGGCCUUUUCCCCCGUGAGGUGUGAAGAUUUGUUUACAAGACCACACACACACACACACACA